Copidosoma floridanum is the source of this 2309-nucleotide messenger RNA. RefSeq lists its product as uncharacterized. Gene Ontology annotation, biological process: regulation of transcription by RNA polymerase II. Gene Ontology annotation, molecular function: RNA polymerase II cis-regulatory region sequence-specific DNA binding; DNA-binding transcription activator activity, RNA polymerase II-specific. The record is from RefSeq and is a predicted model, not a curated record. Lineage: Eukaryota; Metazoa; Arthropoda; Insecta; Hymenoptera; Encyrtidae. Gene Ontology annotation, cellular component: nucleus.
CACAUCACCUUUACCAACGAGAAGUUCCAGCUUUCUCUUGUACCAUUGUAUUACCAAAGUGAGAAGAAGUGAGGUGCUUUAGCUGCAUAAGGAACUUUUUUUGUAUAGCCAAAAUAUUUAGAUACAAACUGCAUUAACAGAGAACAUCAAAUGAAUAAAAUAAAAAUAUCAUAGCAUUUAAUGAAGACCUGGUCAACACUUACUGGAAAAAUUAAUGGAUGAUAAUACAAUGGAAGUCGAUAAGCAUCACAAUAAGCGAAUUUUUACGGGAAACUAUGACAAUGAUACAUCAUUCAGUAAAACUCAACUGGACAAUCACAAACGUACACGUGUGGAUAGGCAACGUCAUACUUGUAGUUAUUGUAUUAAGUCGUUUUUGAGCAAAAAUGAAUUAACAAAACAUACCAGAAUCCAUAAAAAUGAAAAGCCAUACAAAUGUAAAUUCUGUAAAAAAUCUUUUACUCAAUCCUCUACUCUAAAAGCACAUAUUAGUCAGCAUAAUAGAAACAGUAGACGCUUCAAUUGCAAUGCCUGUGGCAAGUCAUUUGCUCGAAAAUACAGUCUUAUAAAACACAUUCGCACCCAUACGGGUGAAAAGCCGUACAAAUGUGAAGUUUGUGAAAAAGCUUUUACUGCAAAACAUAAUUUAAUAAUUCAUACUCGCUUACAUACACACGAAAGGCCAUACGAAUGUAAAAUUUGUGGGAAAUCUUUUACUAAAUCUUCUCAUUUAAAUGAGCAUACAAAGCUCCAUCAUCCAAACAAUAGGCGCUUUAAAUGUAACGAUUGUGGCAAGUCUUUUGCUUACAAACACAGUCUUACCAUCCACACUCGCACCCAUACGGGCGAAAAGCCAUACAAAUGUGAAGUUUGUGAAAAAACUUUUACUGCAAAACAUAAUUUAAUAAGUCAUACUCGUAUUCAUACACACGAAAAGCCAUACGAAUGUGAAUUCUGUAAAAAAUCUUUUAGUCAAUCCUCUACUCUAAAAGCACAUAUUAGUCAUCAAAAUAGAAACGAUAGAUGCUUUAAUUGUACCGAUUGUGGCAAGUCUUUUGCUCACAAACACAGACUUAUAAUCCACAUUCGCACCCAUACGGGCGAAAAGCCAUACAAAUGCGACGUUUGUGAUAAAACUUUUACUUUAAAACACAAUUUAAUAACUCAUACUCGUAUACAUACACAUGAAAAGCCUUACGAAUGUAAAAUUUGUGGGAAAUAUUUUGCUCAAUUAUCUUAUUUAAAUGGGCAUACAAAGCUCCAUAAUCAAACCAAUAGGUGCUUUAAAUGUAACGAUUGUGGCAAGUCUUUUGCUCACAAACACAGUCUUAUAAAACACAUUCGCACUCAUAUGGGCGAAAAGCCAUACAAAUGUGACGUUUGUGAUAAAAGUUUUACUUUAAAAUAUAAUUUAAUAACUCAUACUCGUAUACAUACACAUGAAAAGCCUUACGAAUGUAAAAUUUGUGGGAAAUAUUUUGCUCAAUUAUCUUAUUUAAAUGGGCAUACAAAGCUCCAUAAUCAAACCAAUAGGUGCUUUAAAUGUAACGAUUGUGGCAAGUCUUUUGCUCACAAACACAGUCUUAUAAAACACAUUCGCACUCAUAUGGGCGAAAAGCCAUACAAAUGUGACGUUUGUGAUAAAAGUUUUACUUUAAAAUAUAAUUUAAUAACUCAUACUCGUAUACAUACACAUGAAAAGCCUUACGAAUGUAAAAUUUGUGGGAAAUCUUUUACUCAAUUAUCUAAUUUAAAUGGGCAUACAAAGCUCCAUAAUCCAAACAAUGUGUGCUUUAAAUGUAACGAUUGUGGCAAAUCUUUUACUGAAAAAGGCAAUCUUACCAUCCACAUUCGCACCCAUACGGGCGAAAAGCCAUACAAAUGUGAAAUUUGUGAAAAAACAUAUAGCACAAAACAAUAUUUAUCAAUUCAUACUCGAUUACAUACACACGAAAAACUAUAUGAAUGUAAAAUUUGUAAGAAAUCUUUUUCUCAAUUCUUUUCUCUGAAAAGGCAUAUGGAGCUCCAUAAUCCAAACAAUAGGUGCUUUAAAUGUAACGAUUGUGGCAAGUCUUUUUCUCGGAAACACAGUCUUACAAUCCACAUUCGCACCCAUACGGGCGAAAAGCCAUACAAAUGUACAGUUUGUGAAAAAACUUAUUCCAAAAAACAAAAUUUAUCAAUUCAUACUCGCUCGCAUACAGACAAAAAGCCAUAAAUAUGUUGAAUUUGCAAAAAAUAUUUUUCUUUAUCUUAUCUUUUAAAAACACAUACUGAGUGCCAUAGUCUAAAUAAUAGGCGCAUUAAAU